Molecule: messenger RNA, 1848 nt
Organism: Gavialis gangeticus (Gharial)
Lineage: Eukaryota; Metazoa; Chordata; Crocodylia; Gavialidae
Product: nuclear receptor subfamily 2 group F member 5
Exons: 3
Coding region: 211-996 (261 amino acids)
Biological process (GO): regulation of transcription by RNA polymerase II; cell differentiation; anatomical structure development
Molecular function (GO): RNA polymerase II cis-regulatory region sequence-specific DNA binding; nuclear receptor activity
Source: RefSeq, a predicted model, not a curated record
GGACUGCAUGGUGUGCGGGGACAAGUCCAGCGGGAAGCACUACGGGCAGUUCACGUGCGAGGGCUGCAAGAGCUUCUUCAAGCGCUCGGUGCGGCGCAACCUGAGCUACACGUGCCGCAGCAACCGCGACUGCCCCGUGGACCAGCACCACCGCAACCAGUGCCAGUACUGCCGCCUCAAGAAGUGCCUCAAGCCGUACAGCGGGGCCGCAUGGCUCAUACACAAAACAGCCCUGGCCAGUACCCGCUGAACAACGGGGACCCCUACAAUGGCCACUCCUACCUGACGGGCUUCAUCUCCCUGCUGCUGCGGGCUGAGCCCUACCCCACCUCCCGCUACGGCGCCCAGUGCCUGCAGCCCAACAACAUCAUGGGCAUUGAGAACAUCUGUGAGCUGGCUGCCCGCCUCCUCUUCAGCGCCAUCGAGUGGGCCAAGAACAUCCCCUUCUUCCCCGACUUCCAGCUCGCCGACCAGGUGUCCCUGCUGCGCAUGACCUGGAGCGAGCUUUUCGUCCUCAACGCCGCCCAGUGCUCCAUGCCCCUCCAUGUGGCCCCGCUCCUGGCAGCCGCCGGCCUCCAUGCCUCACCCAUGUCGGCCGACCGGGUGGUGGCCUUCAUGGACCACAUCCGGGUCUUCCAGGAGCAGGUGGAGAAGCUCAAGGCCCUGCACGUCGACUCUGCCGAGUACUCCUGCCUAAAGGCCAUUGCCCUCUUCACGCCAGACGCCAUGGGGCUGUCAGACCUGGGCCACGUGGAGAGCGUCCAGGAGAAGUCGCAGUGCGCGCUGGAGGAGUACGUCCGCAUCCAGUACCCGAGCCAGCCCAGCCGCUUCGGCCGCCUGCUGCUGCGCCUGCCCUCCCUGCGCAUCGUCUCGGCUCCUGUCAUCGAGCAGCUCUUCUUUGUCCGCCUCGUGGGCAAGACCCCCAUCGAGACCCUCAUCCGGGACAUGCUGCUCUCCGGCUCCAGCUUCAACUGGCCGUACAUCCCCAUGCAGUGAGGGGGAGCCCCGGCCCCUUCUUGAUACCCGUUCCCUCCGGCCUGGGGCAGGAGGGGACACAGUGAUGCCCUGGCCGGCGGUUGGAGGACUCACAGCCGGACAGUGCCUGGGGCACGGCCUCCGGGGAGCAGAACUGAUGCUGGAGAGGAGGGGUGCUGAGUCUUAAAGGACCCCCCUGUCUGGCUCCAAGGGGCUGGCAUAACCCCCUCGGCCUGCCCAGGUCCCCGUUGCGUGGAAACCCUGCCGCCGCCUGCAUCCUUCGCUUCUGUUUGCUCUGUGUGCCCAAGCAUCUGUUCCCCUCUCCCCCUCCCCAUGCAGCCGCCGCAUCCGACACCCCCUUCUCCGUGCAGCUGAGACCCCCGCGGGGAGUGGGCACCAGCUCCAGCUCCUCCAUCCCCCGUCUCUCUCGCCAACUGCAUGGUUGGCAGCUGAGAACAGAGAACUCGUUACCCGAGUGGCCUUGAUCAUGGGACAAAGUUGAUUUUUUUUGUUUGUUUGUUUGGUUUUGGGGUGUCCAUCAAAAAAAGGGGGAGGGUCUGGACUGGAGAGAAGAGACUCCCCCCUCAAUAAACCAGUCGUUGCCUGUGGGGGGGUUGGGGGGGAGAGGGGGCUGGGAUGGACACGGCCCCGGGAGCGUGGACUAUUUAUAAAAUAAAAUAAACCUCUAUUCUAUGCGACUUCUGUUGAAAUGAAUGUGUAUAUCCCUCCCCCCCCCGCACCCUCUUUUUUAAGGCCCUCCCUUAUUGUUUGUGAAGAGCCGUGGCUGUGACUCGUGGAUUUUGCAGGGGGAAACAAAGCCCCCUCUGCCCCCCCUCGUUGGCGUUAUCAUUAAAAUGACGAUUGUUGAACUGG